This is a messenger RNA of Hevea brasiliensis (rubber tree), 614 nucleotides long. Its product is annotated as enhanced ethylene response protein 5-like. The record is from RefSeq and is a predicted model, not a curated record. Lineage: Eukaryota; Viridiplantae; Streptophyta; Magnoliopsida; Malpighiales; Euphorbiaceae. The transcript has 2 exons. Bases 114 to 362 code for a protein of 82 amino acids.
GCACCCAACGGAGUUCUGCUUUCUCCAAAACUCACACGGAGAAGGAGACCUGUAUUCAUCAAAUUCAUUGGUACUUGGAUUGGAUCCACCUAAGACUGCACAAAUAACACAGAAUGGCGUACCUCAGCAUGGGAGAGGCGCACCGGAGAAUAACUGAUUACCUAAACCGCUUCUCCGAUGCCGUGUUUUCCCAAGACGGACCUUCCCUAAAACAGCUCCUCUCUUUCUCCUCCAACUCUCCCUCUCUCCUCGCCCUUGCCGAUGCCCUCAAUGUCUUCCAGGACGCUAAUAGAUUGAUUAAGCAAUCGGAGAAAUAUUCCCAAUAUGGGGAAAUAAAAGCUCAACUUUUCCGGUCCUCGUAAAAGUUAUCGACUUGGAAACUUGGUGGAUACUUACUCUGCCUUUGAAAAAGCGGCCAAGUAUUGAUUUUUAAAUUUUGAUUUCCUACUUUCAGUUCACUGAACUUGUAAUCAAAAUUUGAUUUCCUACUUUUAAUUCACUGAACUUGUUGUGCUGUAUGAAGUUAAAUAUUAUGAUUAAUUAUUUUUUCUGUGUGCAACUUGUGUAAAUGCAACAAGUUGAAUUUGCUGAUAAAAUUAUCACCUUCCCUUGGC